Frankliniella occidentalis (western flower thrips) is the source of this 1425-nucleotide messenger RNA. RefSeq lists its product as uncharacterized. The transcript has 2 exons. Bases 107 to 544 code for a protein of 145 amino acids. NCBI's taxonomy places the organism in Eukaryota, Metazoa, Arthropoda, Insecta, Thysanoptera, Thripidae. The record is from RefSeq and is a predicted model, not a curated record.
CUUGCCGGUGGUGGUUUGGCUGGUUCGGUCAGAACGGCGAGGUGCAGGCGGUCGAACAGUCUGUGCGUUUGGACGUUGGACAGUUGCGCGGGUCUCACCGAGCGGCAUGGCGUCCUUCCCCGCCGCUAGCCCUGGAGCCGGCAAUGGGACUUCUCGCGUGGUACAGCCGUGCACCACCUCCUGUGCCAACACCUGCCAAGACGUUAUCAAUCUCCUCACAGAACAAAUAACCAACUGCACCAGGACCACUCCAGUCGACAAGUUAACAAAGAUCUGCACGAAAUUGUGCAAGACUGUUUGGGAGAGCGACGUGCCAGCGGACACAAACGAAAUUGUCUUCCGCAAGCAGCCGAGCCAGGACGUUAGCCAGGACGAAGGGAAAGGUGACGUCGGUAGCGGGAGAGAACACAGCCUGGACGAGUUCCAGAUCGUCAAGGCCGUGGUCCUGGGCCUCGUCACCUUCAUCAUUCUACUAUCCAUAUGCAAAAUGGUGUUCCAGCUGUUCGUGCGAUACUCGGCCAAAGCGGACGACAGAGGACACUGACCAUGAAAAAACAAUAACAAGAUGAUAACGAUAAGAGUAAUAUUUGUGGUGGAUUUCAGUGCCCAUCAAUAACGAGUCGACUUGGAAACGACUGUUCACGCUCGGACGUAAUUUUCCAUCUGUGCUGAGGCUCUGCUCUCUGGCUCUGGGUCGGCAAUAAAGACCGGCAAGGCGGCGCGGCAUAGUGGUAAUUUCAGAGGCAAACGGCAUUCACAAGAAUAGCAGUGCAGAACAGCGAUUGAAAAUAGAUUUCCCCGACCCACUUCUAGAUGCACUGUGCUGUUUGUUGGGAGAGGUUGAGCAAGCCAAUUAUAAUAUGCAACAAUAGCAUUUAAUUCAAUAAAACCACAUAUGAAAAUAAUCUCAUAUGAUAUGUCAGUGCAUGCAUCUCGCAGUCCUCAGGAUCAUCAGAGUGUGCAUGUAGGCAAACAAAACACUGGCCACCAAACUAGAAACAUGGUGAUUUGAAAUUGUGAAAAAUAUGUACGUACAAGACAGUAAAUAUAACCAUUAAACCCAUAGACAGACUAUGGAUUGGUAACAUAUAUGUUGCAGCAAAAUCAACAAAACGUGCAUCCCUUGUCCAUAGGUGGUACACAUGCUUUUGAAGAGAAUACAAUACAAAAGAAUAAAUACUAAGCAGUAUGUGUAUAUCAAACAAAUUUGAUUAAAAUAUAAAACUCCAAAAGACUCAAAGAUAAAAAAUUUUGAAGGACGGAUAAGAAACAUUUAGGUAGAUAUCAGCUGGUCUACAGCCACAAUAAAACAUUCCAAUAUCAAAAAAUACACAUUUUUUCUUCAAAUUUACACUGGUUAACUGUAAAAGACAGUAAUAAUAAUAAAUUAUUUUCACAACCUACUAAUAAAGUUUGUCAGCUUAA